AUGCGCAGUCCUGGAAACCGGUCGUCCAGGGGGCCGGAGCUACGUAAGCAGUGCGUAAAUGUUGCGUUUUGCAGCUUCAUCGGUCAGCUUCGGCCGCAGAAUAGGCAACAGGGGCACAGAAGCUACGGUUUCGCCCACCUGAUGGGGCAUGCAAAGUGGGCAAAUGAACUGAACCCGACAAACGAUGUGGAGGUCAAGCCAGAUACCUCAACCUGGGCCUAA
This is a messenger RNA of Protopolystoma xenopodis, 222 nucleotides long. The record is from the annotation of a GenBank genome assembly. NCBI's taxonomy places the organism in Eukaryota, Metazoa, Platyhelminthes, Monogenea, Polystomatidea, Polystomatidae.